GGCUUCCCUGGCCCAGGGUAACCCAGCCCUAGGGUUAGGACUGGCCUAGGGAAUCGACCCUAGACCACUUCUAAUAACCCUAGAGCCGACACCACAAUGUGCAAACGUGAGGUGACGCCGUGGCUCCAAUUUUAGUGCAUGCGAAGCCUGCUGUCGAGUCUUUCUGGUGGGAAAGUGUCCCGGGUGGCUGACUGGGAAGACCGAGGCAGACGAGACAGUGCCGAGCGCAAAGCAGGUAGCCGUAGAAGACAUGUAUUCGAGCGCUAUCAUAUUUACAUGUACGCUAGGAGCGCCCUCAUGGGAAUGAGCGCUCGUGUCGAUCGAAUGAGGCGGGGGUGAGGUGUAUACGUGUCCGCUGGGGGCGUCGUGUUGGUUCAGGAUCUGAGGGCUGGGUCAGAUUGCAUGGUGGGCACUCACCUGUUG
Molecule: messenger RNA, 423 nt
Organism: Mycena citricolor
Lineage: Eukaryota; Fungi; Basidiomycota; Agaricomycetes; Agaricales; Mycenaceae
Source: the annotation of a GenBank genome assembly